This is a messenger RNA of Nerophis lumbriciformis (worm pipefish), 4400 nucleotides long. RefSeq names its product glypican 6b (gene gpc6b). Lineage: Eukaryota; Metazoa; Chordata; Actinopteri; Syngnathiformes; Syngnathidae. Gene Ontology annotation, cellular component: extracellular region; cell surface; plasma membrane. Gene Ontology annotation, biological process: cell migration; regulation of protein localization to membrane; regulation of signal transduction. The record is from RefSeq and is a predicted model, not a curated record.
UCUCCGGAUCCAUGCAGCACCUCCAUGCGGUGCAUGGGGGGGCUCUUAAUGAAUCACCCUCUGCUUUUGGUCCUCAUCGGGGAAAUGUGCAGCCCGGCACUGAUUGAGUAAAAGGUCCAAGUCGUCAAGUGCAGGUGGAUCCUCUUGCACGAGUGGGUGUUGUUGAUUUUUUUUUAAACACUGCAGGAUAUUCUUCCAAGUCCACCAUGCUCAGACUGGAGACUCUGGUUUGCACUUUUUCCGCGCUGUGCAUCGCAGCCAAAGCAGAAUUGAAAGCGAGGAAUUGUAGCGAAGUGAGGGAGGUUUGUGCAGCCAAGGGCUUCAGCUUCGUGCAUGUUCCCCUGCAGGAGAUCUCAGGUGAACAUCUUCGAGUGUGUCCGCAGGGAAACACGUGUUGCACCCAAGAAAUGGAGGACACCUUUGGCCAGCGGAGUAAGCAAGAGUUUGGCGAUCUGGUUGAAGAGAUAAGUCAUGACUUGAGAAGCGUCUUUGUCUCCAGGCAUCAGAAGUUUGAUGAAUUUUUCCUGGAGCUUCUGGACAACACGGAGAGGUCCUUAAACGAGAUGUUUGUAAGGACUUACGGCAAGCCUUACAUGCAGAAUGCAGAGGUUUUCGAGAACCUUUUCGCCGAGCUGAAACGGUACUACACGGGAGGGAACGUCAACCUGGAGGAAAUGCUUAAUGACUUUUGGUCUCGCCUGCUGGAGCGCAUGUUCACCUUGCUCAAUUCCCAGUACGUCAUCACCGAGGACUACCUGGAGUGUAUCAGCAAGUACACUGACCAGCUCAAGCCCUUUGGAGAUGUACCCCGUAAGCUGAAGGCUCAGGUCACGAGGGCGUUCAUCGCUGCCCGCACUUUUGUCCAAGGACUCUCUGUUGGCCGGGAAGUGGCUCAGAGAGUAUCUAAGGUGAGCAGCACUCCGGCGUGCAUGCGAGCGAUGACAAAGAUGUCGUAUUGCCACUUCUGUCAAGGCAUGCCGGCCAUUAAGCCCUGCAAGAACUACUGCCUCAAUGUAAUGAAGGGCUGCCUGGCCAAUCAAGCCGAUCUGGACUCUGAGUGGAACCAUUACAUCGAUGCCAUGCUGCUGGUGGCUCAGAGACUGGAAGGACCUUUCAACAUAGAAUCUGUCAUGGACCCAAUUGAUGUGAAGAUCUCAGAGGCCAUCAUGAACAUGCAAGAUAACAGCGCCCAGGUCUCCUACAAGGUUUUUCAAGGUUGUGGCCAGCCAAAACCCUCAGGAAUGAGUAGGUCUACCCGUGGCGUACCGGAUGUGUUCAACGCCCGCUUCAGGCCGUACAACCCGGAUGAGCGUCCAACCACGGCAGCUGGCACAAGCCUAGACAGACUGAGGAUUAUUUGGACUACGAUGCAACACAGUGUGGUUGAUAUUAAAGGUAAACUGAAGCAGUCAAAGAAAUUUUGGUCCAGUCUGCCUGAGGAGAUGUGUGCCGAGACCAGACUGACUGCAGGGAAUGUUACCGAUGACCACUGCUGGAAUGGACACACCAAGGGGAGGUAUUUCCCCGAAGUGGUAACGGAUGGCCUGACCAACCAGGUGAAUAACCCAGAGGUCACCGUCGACAUCACCCGUCCAGACACGUUCAUACGUCAGCAGAUUAUGGCUCUUAGGGUGAUGACCAACAAGCUGAAGAACGCCUACAACGGGAACGACAUCUAUUUCCAGGACUCAAGCGACGAGGGCAGCGGUUCAGGCAGCGGCAGCGGCUGCACGGAGGCCUGCCCCACAGACGCGGCUGUGCCCGCUUCCGAGGCCCCUCUUGUGGAAGCAGACCGGAGCGAGCCGAUGGGCGGCGCCUCUUCUCUCUGCGUGCCCCAUCUAGGCCUUCUAUCUACUCUGGCUCUCUCAGCCUCGGCCCUCCACAUGCACUGGAGAUAAUGCUGGGAGAAAAAACGGGUGGGGACAUACCAGACUGUACUCUGUCUGCAGGUGUGUAUGCUCGAGGGGGGUGGGGAGCAGUCAUGCGUUGAUAUUCCCACUUUCCCAAAGAAUGCACAGUGCCAUCUAGACUUUCACGGCAUCAACGCUGAUGCCGAUUCCACAAACUCUGCUGCAGAGAUUAAAACUAUUUUAUAAAUAUAUAAAAUACUCUUUGCACAUAUGACAGAGAGUAUUGUCUGUCUCUGUGUAAAGAAAAUAUAGCACGCACUUUCAUGGUUUUCUAUACUUGUGUUAGAGGGGACAUUUAACUGUCAAAGCAUUUCAAAUGUUAUUGAUGAAUAAAGGUGGCACCAAAUGUUAUAUUACAUCUGAAACACAAUGGAUUGGAAUGGAAAUAGUCAAGGGUGCAGAAGUGAGUGUUUCCCUCACAUUUCAGCAGCCUUGUUUCAUCACAGUGUAUAUCAGGGGUGUCAAACUCACUUUCAUCGUGGGCCUCAUCACGGUUAGACGUGUCCUCAAUGGGCCGUUUGCAACUGCAAAACAUAUAUACACUAUAUUGCCAAAAAUAUUUGGCCACCUGCCUUGAGUCACAUAUGAACUUGAAGUGCCAUCCCAUUCCUAACCCAUUUGGUUCAAUAUGAUGUGGGUCCACCUUUUGCAGCUAUUACAGCUUUAACUCUUCUGGGAAGGCUGUCCACAAGGUUGUGGAGUGUGUUUAUAGGAAUGUUCGACCAUUCUCCCAAAAGCGCAUUGGUGAGGUCACAGGCUUAUGUUGGUCGAGAAGUCCUGGCUCUCAGUCUCCGUUCUAAUUCAUCCCAAAGGUGUUCUAUCGGGUUCAGGUCAGGACUCUGUGCAGGCCAGUCAAGUUCAUCCACACCAGACUCUGUCAUCCAUGUCGUUACGGACCAUGCUUUGUGCACUGGUGCACAGUCAUGUUGGAAGAGGAAGGGGCCCGCUCCAAACGGUUCCCACAAGGUUGGGAGCAUGGAAUUGUCCAAAAUGUUUUGGUAUCCUGGAGCAUUCAAAGUUCCUUUCACUGGAACUAAGGGGCCAAGCCCAACUCCUGAAAAACCACCCCACACCAUAAUUCCUCCUCCACCAAAUUUCACAUUUGGCCCAAUGCAGUCCGAAAUGUACCGUUCUCCUGGCAACCUCCAAACCCAGAACAUUUAGGAGCGAGGACAUUUCACGACUGGAUUUGUUGCACAGCUGGCAUCCUAUGACAGUUCCACGCUGGAAAUCACUGAGCUCCUGAGAGCGGCCCAUUCUUUCACAAAUGUUUGUAGAAACAGUCUCCAUGCCUAAGUGCUUGAUUUUAUACACCUGUGGCCGGGCCAAGUGAUUAGGACACCUGAUUCUGAUCAUUUGGAUGGGUGGCCAAAUACUUUUGGCAAUAUAGUGUAUUAUGCGUAUAAUUGUCUCGUUAUAUUUACAGUUGACCCUGUAUUUGAUUGUCAUUGUUUACCAACAAACUAAUGGAAAACAUCACAAGUCAACUUGAUCUAUUGUAGAAUUUCAAAAAAGUCUUACAAUGACCAGCACCAUUUGAACGGCCUGUUGCAUAAAAUAAUGGAACAAUAUCCCGCUAAGAAUAACUGCAUCUGCAUGCAGUGCAUUUUUUAUAUGUCAAAAUUGAAAUUUUAUUUAGCAAUCAUUUUUUAAUUUUAUUUCCAAGCUUUCAUAGGCCACAUAAAAUGAUGUGCCCCCCGGGCCUUGAGUUUGACCCCUAUGGUGUCUCAAUACUAAAGUAAUAGAAUUGGAUGUACCCUAGAAUAGUACACGUUUGACACCCCUGAUCUAAUCCCUUCAAACCAAGCCAAUUGUGUAUCCCCCCUACUUCUGAAGUUCAAAUCCUGUCCCUGCUGAUGGUAAAAUGUCAUGUUGCUGUGUGAAAGUGCACACAAAGUUUAAUCGAUAUCCCACAUUGUUGCAUUUCUGUAUAAAAGGUACUCUUUUUUUUUUUUUUUUUUUUUUUUUAUCACGCCUCAGAUGCAGUGGGAAAGACGUGUUUGAUUUUGACAACAGUCUCAUGAAUACACUGAUUGUAAGUUCAAAUUGUUCCCAGCAACAUCCACAAAAAGGCAGUCCCUGAAAUGUAGGUACUUUAUGCAUCCCAUAGUGUGCCAUUUGUGCCAUUUCUAUAGAAGUAGCAGCACAAUAAUGCAGAAUGUGAGGGGAUUGUUAAGAGUGGAAGCUUAAAAAAUGCAAAGAAAAGGGUCUUGUCUGGGAAGCCUGAAUGCUGCUGCGGGCUGGAAGGCGGGCUGCAAGGCGACCACAUAGUCACCUGUGAAAUGAGAAUCCGUGGAGAGUGGAGAGCCGACAGGCCUGAAUGCAUCUUGUAAGCAGAACGUGUGUUUGUGCACACAACCCCUGAGAGCGAGCAUUAGCUUGUCUUCAUCCCAUAAACAUGUACAGUGCCAACAUAUAUUUAAAAAAAUAAAUUCUUUAAAUGAUGACUUCACACAGAAUGCUCUUUUCAAAGCCUUUAAUGGGUCAUAU